Messenger RNA from Galleria mellonella (greater wax moth), 3200 nucleotides. RefSeq lists its product as uncharacterized. Gene Ontology annotation, cellular component: non-motile cilium; sperm midpiece. The coding region runs from base 81 to 3200 and encodes 1039 amino acids. NCBI's taxonomy places the organism in Eukaryota, Metazoa, Arthropoda, Insecta, Lepidoptera, Pyralidae. The transcript is spliced from 20 exons. Gene Ontology annotation, biological process: positive regulation of flagellated sperm motility. The record is from RefSeq and is a predicted model, not a curated record.
UAGAUUGUAGUCAAUAAUAAUAUUGUAGUACAAUAAUUUCAUUUAAUUAUAGGUACAAAUAAAUGUAGUCAUUCUACAUAAUGGAAAAGAAGCAUUCUACUUUCACAUCAUCUAAAUCUCGUAAAAAAAAAGGAAAAAAGGCUGAUAUGCCCACGAAAAAAGCGAAGGGUAAUUGCAAUGUUUCUCAAAGUGCAUCGCACACAAAAUACUAUCGCAUCGAAAAACACCGAGAUGCGUAUGAAAAAAUUACGAAAGAAGAAUAUUUGGGAUUUUCGGAAUCAAUAUCUGGCUCAUCUGAAACUUAUCACUGUGUCCACGGGCCAGAAGGAAAACAGUAUAGUGAAAAAGGGAAAUUAAAGAGGAAUCUCUUAAAAGAAUUAGAUCCUGUGCCUGUAGACCGUAAAUGGAACGACGAAUGUCCACUAACUUACAAUUGGGAGAUAGUAAAGAAGUUAGAGUUUCUAAUCACAGACCCAACUGUGACGCAGCAAAUCGAUCGGCUGAAGGCUCACCUUCGGGAUUUGUCCAGAAUAUCUUGCUACGGUUUUAAAAUCGACAUUCUGGAUAGUCUAUGCAUAGUACUAGAUAAUUUGAUAGAAGCACAAUACAACCAGCCUGCGUUAAAGGAAGAGCUGAUGCUUCUAGUUCAGAAUAUGGAUAAACCGAUUCUACUGAAUUCCGCUUCGGAUGUUAUAACUUAUUUCGACCAUCUCAGACGGUAUUUAGGAUUUUUGGGCUACCUUUUAAUGCAAGUCCCCAACGAUGACGUAUUCGACCUGGUCUCGAAGGGUUUAAUAUGGCAGUUAUCAGCACCUGACCAGAUUCGUGGACAUGGAGCUGCUCAACUCCGGCACACCCUCGCUGCAGCCGCUCCAGUACUAUAUCAGACAGUAGUCAGAAUGUUAGGAGUUAGCACCUUGCAUAGAUAUCCCACUUACCUGGAGGUUGCUCUCUUAUUGGCUUGUGAUAACGUUGAUAAUUGUAUAGAGAUGAUGAGAGAAAAUAUUAUAGAAAAUAUAUUUUACCGCUUCAAUCCAUACUUCCCGGAGAGAAAUUUGCCAGUUUACGAUAUCAAUCCAGCAGAUCCACAAGACUACAAUAUUAAAUUAGGUGAUAGCAGUGUUAAUAUAUCAACUACUCUAUCUUUAUUACUUGUGCUGGGAAAAACAACGAAACAAUAUCUGGAUGAAAAUCCCAAGUUAAAGUUACUUCUUCCUUGUCCAGAUAAUUAUGCACAAAGAUGUUUUAUAUGGGCAUUCAGAUAUGAAUGCCGAGCGAGGGGACACGGGCAUCAGCGAAAUACGAUGACUGUAAUCGCCAUGGUUCUAUUGCACUGUUUUGGUGAUCGAUUGAUGUGUUUCUCUAACCAACUAAUGCCUGAUGUGAUGUCGUUGUCAGUUCUGACAGAGCUGCCUCGAAGAUCGGAUUGGAUUUCCACUGUAAAUUUCAACACUGGACAAUUGGAUGUUCAGUUCAAGAAAAUACUUAUUUCUCUAUCUGUAGACAUGAUCAAGCUUUUCCCAUAUAAUAAAUUUAUGGUGGAAUCUCAACACUGGCUUCUCGGUCUCAUGUAUCUUUUAGACCCAGGUCUUUGCUCCCUCAGGGCCAAGUGGUCACCAUCUCUUUUCGCUGAAAUUCGUAAGAUAGCCCUGCAAGCUUUGGUGUGCACAUUGCCGUUGGCUGCACACCACCUGGCCAAAGAUUAUGGACUGAUAAGAAGAAUAUUGUGGUACAUCGAAUGGUACACCGAGAGUCCUUACGAGUUACCUGUACUGUAUUGGUGUGUUAGACUGCUGCAGGUAGCUAUUUACAACAGAGAUACACCAGAGCGUACUGCCUCCAUUCAAGAUUUGUUUGACACUCAUGGCAUCAUUAUCCUAAUACAUCUUUGCGACACGCUUCUUGAACAAAAGUCGCCUCCAGUGGAAAAGAGUCAAGCAAUCAUAGCUCUGUGCCUCCGGUUACUCACCAGCGCCGUGGAUAAUAACACGCGUCUAAAAUGCUGCGUGUAUCCAAACAUCAAAUGGCCAUCAUCCGUCAAUAGCUUUGCGAGAAAAAUGCUCGAUGUGAUACUGUUUGCUCUUGAAAAAAACUUUAUUAUCAGUGACAGAUGGUUAAUUGCAUUACUAAAUUUCGUUUGGGAGUCAAUAAUUUGGAAGAAAGAAUACAGAGACAUUUUUAUUAUUAACAAUGGUAUAUUCAAAUUAUUGGAUAUAGUAACCAUGACGAGUCCCCCGGUUCAGUGCAUCGCCCUAGCACUGAUAUGCGAUGCGGCGCGCGCCGGAGAUGCUAUUGGUCAGCUGGUCACAUGGAGAGCUACUAAUGGCGCUUCCAGUGCUAAUUCAAAUUUAGUUAAACGUGGGGCAACAGUUGCAAGUUUGUUAGCAGCGAUAUUUCGUGACGAAUGUCGAGCUACAGGAGUUAAGCUGAAUGAAUAUGGUAUAUUGCAGGAUUUAAAUUGUCCUCUAUUGUCAUCGAUCGUGCGAUGUGAACUGAAUGAUGCAGAGUUUUGCAGUGACAAAAAUACGCGUACGCCUUAUUGCUUGGCGGCUGCAAAUUUGGCUGGUUCUAGAAUGUCCAAGGCUUACGCUAUUUUGCAUAUGCUGUCAGUUGAUUUUGAAUACAAAGUAAAUUUAGCUGAUGAAGCCUACAACCUUUAUAAGAAUGUACAAUUGGCACCAGAAGACGAGGCGAUUCUGGUGCUUUGUUCUUAUUAUCUGACAAUAAAACUUAACGAAGUUUGGAUGGAGACGCAAGCCCAAAAUCCAGAGUUACUACCCCAAGAUAAUUAUAUACUUAGAGAGUUUCUACAUAUUGGCAAGGGCUGGGCCAAAGAAAUAAAACGCCAACAAGAACAAAUUAUCGAAAAUGAAAGAAAAAAGGAUCAAGAAGAAGAAAGCUCUCUAUACGCAUUCUUGGGACGGGUACGAUUAAACAUUGCCCUGGAUGCACUCCGCGAGGUGCGUUGUAUCGCGCGUUCAGCCGACCGAGCUUGCAUCACUCACGCCUUACUGCAUGAUGCGGUGCGAGCUCACCACAGACGUUCAAUUUACACGAAGACACUUGAAACACCCGUACUGAAGACUUACGGCCCUACGCUGGAUGAUCAGAAUAUCACCGGACAAAAUGUAAAGGUGUACAGUAUAGCAGCAAAGGAAAAACCAAGGCCGAGGAAAAACAGCUCGACGUCUUCAUCUUGA